This is a messenger RNA of Zingiber officinale, 942 nucleotides long. RefSeq names its product copper-transporting ATPase PAA1, chloroplastic-like. NCBI's taxonomy places the organism in Eukaryota, Viridiplantae, Streptophyta, Magnoliopsida, Zingiberales, Zingiberaceae. The record is from RefSeq and is a predicted model, not a curated record. The coding region runs from base 41 to 673 and encodes 210 amino acids. The transcript is spliced from 3 exons. Gene Ontology annotation, molecular function: metal ion binding.
CAGCCUUCCGACGUAACAAACCUCGAGGCCUCCUCGUCCAAUGGCGACGGCGUCCGCGUUAUCUUCUCUUCUUCCCAAAUCCCCGUCGUCUUUCGAGAGUUUCGGCUUCCUACUUCGUUUCCCCGUCUGUUCCAGCUCCCACAUAGCUCGUUGCUUCCUAAGCUCUCACGGCAGGGACCGCUACCUCACAGCUACCUCCCUGGGUUUACUUCCAGCCAACGGAAUCUACCUAUCGGCAUAUCCAUCAGAUACUCCGCGGUGCAGGCUUGCUUCGGUUUUCGCGUCCUUGUCUGGUGGCGGUGGCGUGGAUGGCGUUGAUGGAGGCGGCGGCGGAGGAGGAGGAGGAGGAGGAGGCGACGGCGGGUCGAGCUCGGGGGAAACCGAGGCGAAACCCGUAGCCAGAGAUUCGGAGGACUCCACUGCGUUCGGUUCCGAUGCGAUUGUCCUCCAUGUCGGAGGCAUGAGCUGCGGCGGUUGUGCUGCAAGCGUUAAACGCAUCUUGGAGAGCCUACCUCAGGUAUAUUCUGCCAUAGUUAACCUUGAAAAAGAGACGGCAUUUGUUUGGGCUGUACCUGAAGUCAAGGAUUCGGAGGAUUGGCAGCAAGAUCUUGGACAGCAACUUGCAAAGCACUUGACUACUUGUGGAUUUGAAUCCAACAUUCAAGGUAACUAACAAUCAUGUAUUCCUCCAUAGAAAAAAUAAGAAAAGAAAAAGGAUUUGGAGUUCAUACUUCUUGGGCUUUGGACUCUGUAGCGGACUAUAAUAAAAACAUAUGAAAAGGCAAGACAUGGACUGAAGAAUGGACAUAGUUUAAUAUAGAGCUCAUUCUUGUUUUACCAAUUAGGAUACUUAUAUAUAGUGGAGGUAAUAGACAUUUGGAGGUUACUGUGCUGUUGUAGAACAAAGCUCGUUCAAUUUUUCAACUUGUUUUCCUUUCUCUA